CUACCCACCUGGUGUGUGCACGCAGGCACACAAGGACCACCGUUGGAGGCCCGGGCGGCCUAAGGGAGGAGCCUGAGGGCCAGCUGGGUCCUGGGCUCCUUGUUACCUGAGUAAUGACCUCUGGGCAGGGUCUGGGGACCCGGAGCUGAGAGCACCGCCAGCUGAGAUCUGCCUCCUGAGCCAGGCCUGCGCAGAAACGCCCCUAAGCCUGGGCCUGGACCUGAGAGUGUGACACUCGAUCGAUCCUGGGGACCUUCAACAAGUGAAAUGAGGGAAGUUUGCUAAUAAAGAUAUCACCAAAGAUUAGAGACGUAAUCAUCUAGAGGAAAUGCUAGUAGUAUGGCUGUAUGUUCAAAUCUUUCUACAGCAGAUGCACUUGUGUUAGGGGCUAUCCAGAUUUUGAUUGGCAUCUUUCAUGUUUUCAUGUGGUAUUUCCUAUUGAUUAUGUAUAUGGGACAGAUUAAAGGAGUCUUUGGGACCUAUGAACCUCUAACUUACAAAACAGGAUGUCCUUUAUGGGGAAUUAUUUUUAUCAUUUCAGGAAUGUUCUUAAUUAAAAUAGCAAGGAAUCCAACUCUACGCCAGGUUGCAUGUGCUUUGAUCUUGCACGUCUUCUGCAUAAUUGUUACAGUCGUUGGAGUAGUGCUGACUGUAUUAGAGUUGUCUACUUUUGGUUCUGUGUCAUAUAGGAACUAUGGACAAGCGAAACUUGGGAGGGAAGUUUCUCGGAUUUUGCUAUCCUCCUAUUCCUUGGAAUCAGCUAUUGCAUUCACAUACUGCACCUUUGCCUGUGUUGAUUUGGGUCGUAGUAAUGAAGAUGCUCUUUCAACUGUUACAGUGGAAGCUGAGAGCAGUUUUUAAAAACCUUGGAAAUGUGAGAUUUUUCCUGGUACCCAGACCUGAUGUGAACCCUAAUGAUAUCUCUGUAUAACAACGUUGCUUCAAAACCUACAGAUGUUGUGCAAAAGAAAAUAUAAAACAAGUUGGAUUUUUUUCUUCUCAGUAUUCAAGAAAUUUCUUUGCACAUAUUUUUGUAGGCCCUAAGUGGAAAGCUUUUUCCUAUUUAAAUCUGAUAUUCUUACAACGAAUAAUUUUUUUCUAGGUAUUCUGAAGAGCUUUCAGCUCUCUAAUGGAGUUUUCCUAAGAUGCCACAAACAAGAUCUAUGAUUUUCUGUAGAGUGCAGACUAUGAAGACUUGGGAGCAUGUUACUGUAUUAUUCUCAGGAAAACUUUAAAUAAUUUAUGCCCCUAUGAGUAAAGAGUACAUUUCACUCUUAGUUCUUCUACCUAAUCUAGCUUCUACCUGAAUAAAGUAUUAAUCA
Artibeus jamaicensis (Jamaican fruit-eating bat) is the source of this 1322-nucleotide messenger RNA. RefSeq names its product membrane spanning 4-domains A13 (gene MS4A13). The coding region runs from base 340 to 861 and encodes 173 amino acids. Lineage: Eukaryota; Metazoa; Chordata; Mammalia; Chiroptera; Phyllostomidae. Gene Ontology annotation, cellular component: plasma membrane. The record is from RefSeq and is a predicted model, not a curated record. Gene Ontology annotation, biological process: cell surface receptor signaling pathway. The transcript has 7 exons.